UUUCGCGUGGGGACGCCUGAUUUAAAGGGGCCGCGCCCUCGAGCCUAACCUCUCCCCUGCUCGCCAGGCGGGGGAAACGGGUCGUGGGAGGGCACCUCGGGGAAGGGCACACGAGUACAGCUAUGGAUCCUGAUGACAUAGAAGAGCUGGCAGCGGAGCUUCAAGGGAAGACUGAUGGUGGCUGGGGCCUUGUGAAGCUUGCAGCAGGCACAGGUUUUGUUGCCUAUGUUAUGUGGGCAGGAGUUCUCAUGCCUGGCUUCCGCAGAGUACCUUUAAAGUUACAGGUGCCAUAUGUACCAUCAAGUGCCAAGCAAGUUGAGAAUGUGAUGUCACUGCUGAAAGGACGCUCUGGGAAGAUGGUGGAUUUAGGGUCAGGAGAUGGCAGAAUUGUAUUAGAAGCAUAUAAACAAGGCUUCAGACCAGCUGUUGGCUACGAACUCAACCCCUGGCUGUUGAGACUCUCCAACUAUCGCGCCUGGAGGGCUGGGUGUUACGGGAAGGUUUUCUACCAACGGCAAGAUCUAUGGAAGGUAAACCUGUCUGACUGCAACAACGUCUCUGUGUUCCUAGCUCCCAGUGUGCUACCUCUCCUAGAAACAAAGCUGCUUGCAGAACUGCCGGACGAGGCCCGGGUGGUGGCUGGACGCUUCCCCUUUCCCACCUGGAUGCCAACCACCAGUGUUGGAGAGGGUAUAAACAGAAGCUGGGCCUAUGACAUCAAGACUGUACGGCAAACAAGGCAGAACAAACCUGAGGGAUGCCCAGAAUGAGUCAAGAGCUCAGCUACAGCUAGGGUUUAUAGCCUGGACAAUAGCAUUGGAGCCUCUGCAGAUGUGUGCACUUUUUUAGCCCCUCAGAACUGCUCUGGUGGGCAAAUGCUGCCAUAGUGUGACAGCUCAGCUGAAUAGCCCAGCAAGCAUGGGAGAGGAGGGGGUUGCGAUGAGCAGGGAGGGAUGAUGAUUUAUCAGACUUUAUGCCACAUGCUCUCGCUUCCCUAGAACCAGAAUCCUGGACAGCCUUUGAACUGGGGAAUUGGGCUGGAAAUCCCCAAAGAACUGUCACAGGACUGAAGAGCUGAAUCUUUGAUUCUUGUUUAAAACAACUCAUUUCUCUUAAUUUAUUUGCAAUUAAUUUUCUGACAAUAAAAGGGCUGCAGGA
Molecule: messenger RNA, 1158 nt
Organism: Gopherus evgoodei (Goodes thornscrub tortoise)
Lineage: Eukaryota; Metazoa; Chordata; Testudines; Testudinidae
Gene: ANTKMT
Product: adenine nucleotide translocase lysine methyltransferase
Exons: 6
Coding region: 123-770 (215 amino acids)
Biological process (GO): positive regulation of proton-transporting ATP synthase activity, rotational mechanism; regulation of mitochondrial ATP synthesis coupled proton transport; peptidyl-lysine trimethylation
Cellular component (GO): mitochondrion
Molecular function (GO): protein-lysine N-methyltransferase activity
Source: RefSeq, a predicted model, not a curated record